Saprolegnia parasitica CBS 223.65 is the source of this 266-nucleotide messenger RNA. RefSeq lists its product as hypothetical. NCBI's taxonomy places the organism in Eukaryota, Oomycota, Saprolegniomycetes, Saprolegniales, Saprolegniaceae. The transcript has a single exon. Gene Ontology annotation, biological process: protein phosphorylation. The record is from RefSeq and is a predicted model, not a curated record. Gene Ontology annotation, molecular function: ATP binding; protein kinase activity. The annotation marks the transcript as partial.
AUGAAGACCGAGGUGGGGCACUGGCUCGGCCGGCCUGUGCUGCUCAAGUCGGUCGACACGACAAGGUCCGACGACGAGCAAGCGCGCAUGCGGCAGAGGCUCACGGCCGAGAUCCAGUCGAUGGCGCGCAUGGACCACCCCAACAUUGUACAGUUUCUCGGGUUUUACAUCACGCCGAAUCGGGACGUGUGCUGCAUCACGGAGUUUGCCGAGGGCGGGACGCUCCGCCACCUCCUCGACAACCGUAACGUCUUGGAGCGGCUCAC